Messenger RNA from Eucalyptus grandis, 2119 nucleotides. RefSeq names its product sugar transporter ERD6-like 6. The coding region runs from base 287 to 1747 and encodes 486 amino acids. The transcript has 19 exons. The record is from RefSeq and is a predicted model, not a curated record. Gene Ontology annotation, molecular function: sugar transmembrane transporter activity. Lineage: Eukaryota; Viridiplantae; Streptophyta; Magnoliopsida; Myrtales; Myrtaceae. Gene Ontology annotation, biological process: transmembrane transport; carbohydrate transport. Gene Ontology annotation, cellular component: membrane.
CCAGCUGCUACAUACAGCACGUCGACCCUUAGGUGUUCGAUGACUAUUUUUGCCCUAUCAUUAAAAACAAAAGAAAAACCACUUCCUUGUCUACUCCCGUUCUUUCACUGUUUCCCAUUGUCGGCUCUCCCCUACCAAUUUUCCGUCCAUCCUAGUUUAUCUUUUUCGAUACAUUCUUCUCUGUUCCUCGCACGGGCAUUUCGGCGAACAGAUACAGUGCAGUCUUGGAGAUUGAGUGCUGGGAUCUUCGAUUCGUCCCUCCAGUGUCGGGAGUUUGCGGGAAAACAUGAGCUUCAGAGAGGAGAAUGAAGAGGGGAGGGAUCUUAGGAAGCCCUUCUUGCACACGGGAAGUUGGUAUCGGAUGGGCUCCAGGCAAUCCAGCAUGUUGGGCUCUUCUCAGGCAAUUCGCGAGAGCUCCAUAUCGGUUGUUGCCUGCGUCUUAAUCGUUGCUUUGGGUCCUAUUCAGUUCGGCUUCACUUCGGGUUACUCAUCGCCUACCCAAUCUGCAAUCGUAGAGGAUCUUGGUCUUACCGUCUCAGAGUUCUCCUGGUUUGGUUCGUUAUCAAAUGUAGGAGCUAUGGUUGGGGCAAUAGCCAGCGGUCAGAUUGCAGAGUAUAUUGGACGAAAAGGGUCUCUGAUGAUUGCUUCCAUCCCAAAUAUCAUUGGAUGGCUUGCCAUUUCCUUUGCCAAAGAUUCUUCUUUUCUGUACAUGGGAAGAUUGCUAGAAGGCUUCGGUGUGGGCAUAAUUUCUUAUACGGUGCCUGUAUAUAUAGCUGAAAUUGCACCUCAGAACAUGAGAGGAAGCUUGGGCUCAGUGAAUCAGCUAUCAGUUACUAUCGGGAUAAUGCUGGCUUAUCUGCUGGGACUUUUUGUCGAGUGGAGGAUACUUGCUGUUUUAGGAAUAUUGCCAUGUACAAUAUUGAUACCUGGUCUGUUCUUCAUCCCAGAAUCCCCCCGCUGGCUGGCUAAAAUGGGCAUGACAGAAGAAUUUGAAGCUUCUUUGCAAGUUCUUCGAGGCUUUGAUACUGAUAUUUCACUUGAAGUGAAUGAGAUCAAGAGAGCUGUCGCCUCAAGCAGCAGAAGAACUACCAUUCGAUUUUCAGAGCUCAAACAAAGAAGAUAUUGGUUCCCAUUGAUGGUUGGGAUUGGUUUGCUUAUCCUGCAACAGCUUAGUGGGAUAAAUGGGGUUUUAUUCUAUUCUAGUACCAUUUUUGAAGAUGCUGGGGUUACAUCAAGCAAUUUAGCAACAGUUGGAGUUGGUGCUGUUCAGGUUAUUGCAACUGGAGUUACUACUUGGUUGGUGGAUAAAGCAGGCCGCCGGCUUCUACUUAUUGUUUCCUCAGCUGGGAUGACUGCUAGCCUUCUUUUGGUUGCAGUGUCCUUCUAUGUGACGGACUCCGUAUCAGAGAGUUCUAGUCUCCAUAAUAUUUUUAGCAUCUUGUCAGUGGUUGGGGUUGUGGCUAUGGUAGUUGCAUUCUCGCUAGGAAUUGGAGCCAUACCAUGGGUUAUAAUGUCAGAGAUUCUUCCGGUCAAUAUUAAAGGCUUAGCUGGGAGUAUUGCCACACUUGCCAACUGGUUAUGCUCUUGGGUGGUCACCAUGACAGCAAAUUUGCUUUUGACUUGGAGCACCGGAGGUACCUUCACAAUAUAUAUGGUUGUUAGCGCUUUUACUGUGGCGUUUGUUUCUCUUUAUGUGCCUGAGACUAAAGGAAGAACUUUAGAAGAAAUUCAAAGGUCCUUCAGAUGAUGAUGGUCUCCUUUCCUCUUGGGUUGCUGUCCUCCCUUUCUCUCUUUUUUGAAGAGACAAUCUCCGCAUUCCCCAGCAUUGGGAUUUGGCACAUUCUCUGAGGGGAAGCAAGAUGUACAAUCACUUUCCGUAUAAAUGCAGGCAUUUUCUUUGCCCGGCAGCCACUUUCCGACUGUAUUGCUUUCAUGGCUUCAUUAAGUCAACUCUUCAGAGCCGUAUCUUUAAAAGAACUCGUCUGGUGUUUCGGCAUCGAUUAUAUUGUAUCUGUCACUUGAGGGAAGACUGGAUUGUUAGUGAAUCUGAAGAAAGGAAGUUUUGAUGGAGUUGUCUUGCCGCUUCUGCUCAUCAUUGAAUAGAGUCCCGAUACUUUUA